CCCUCCAGUCACGUCGACGCCCCUUAAGAGAUACAAUCACCAACAUCUUCCCUCAACGUGCCAUGACGACACCAAAGACCAAGAAAAUCGACGGCUUUAGCUCAACGCAGCGUGCUGGAUCAGGUAGCGCGACUAAGAAGCCCAAAUUGCGCACUGUGAAGUUCGAUAUUGGCUCAGACUCGGACCAGCCGCCGGCAAAGAGGCGAAAGGCGUCGGGAUUCUCGCGAACGCCCGUGUUUGAUCUCUCCAGUUCGCAGAUGCCCCAGUCAUCCCAGAACAAACUGAUCUCCAAGGGAUCAUCUUUGUCCAAGCCGAGGGAGAAGGACGUCAAAGGGAAGGGAAAGGCCAAGGCUGCGCCGGCGCCCGCCCCCAAGUCCUCUGUGAUCGUCGUACAUGACAGCGACUCCGCCACAGAGUCGGAAGAGGACAUGGGCGCAGUCGCCGUAGAAAAGGGGAAGAGACCUGCUGCUGCUGCUGCUGCUGCCAGCAGCGGCAGCCGUAAGGAGGUCAGGGGGUAUGAGGACGAAGAGGAGGACGACCAGCUCUGGGUGGACAAGUAUCAGCCGACAUGCGAGGCAGACCUCGCAGUACACAAGCGCAAAGUCGAGGACGUGCGGCGCUGGCUCGAGGAGGCGUUCGAGGGCGGGCCGAGCGGGAAGCUGCGCAAGUAUAGGAGGAUUCUGGCGCUAACGGGACCGGCUGGGACAGCCAAGACCGCGACGCUGCGCGUCCUCGCGCGCGAGAUGGGCUUCGAGAUCGUCGAGUGGCGGAAUGGAGCGAACGAGCGCCCGUGGACCGCCAACUCCAUGAACAUAGAUGGGGAUGUAGACGCUGACGACCUCCCGGCCUUGGUCGACACCGAGUCGACCAUGGACAAGUUCGAGGCGUUUCUCCUCCGCGCGUCCGCGUGCAGCAACAUAUUCUCCGCUGCGCCGUCCUCCUCGACUCCUGCUGUGUCUUCUGCUUCUACGUCCACAUCCGCUGCUCCUCUUGCGUCUGUGGCGUCUACGUCCUCACGUCCCGCCCGACGCACGCUCAUCCUCCUCGAAGACCUCCCCAACGUCCUGCACGCGCCCACGCAGGCGCGGCUGCGCACCGCCCUCGCUGCCUUCGCCUCCCCUUCCUCCAAUAACAACACACCCGGUCCACCGCUCGCGCUCGUCAUCUCCGACUCGGGCGCCGGCACCGGCGCGGGCGACACGGCGGAGUGGGACACGACCGGCGGGCGGUACGCGGCGUGGAGCAGGGGCAGGAGGGAGGUUGUGGAUGUGCGGAGUGUGCUUGGGCCGGAGGUGUUGGGGAUGCCGGGGGUGAUGCAGGUUGCGUUUAAUCCGGUUGCGAAGACGAUUAUGGGGAGGGCGCUUGUCGGGCUUGUGGGAAGGCAUUUUGACGGUGCUGGGCGAGGUUCUGGGAUGGGCGUGGGGACGGGGCUGUCGCAGGAGUUGUCGCGGUCGUCGAUAUCGAAUUCGCAGCGCUCGCUGGGAGGAAAGGGAAAAGGAAAGUCGAGGCAGAAACAGAAGCAGAAGGGCAAGAAGCCCUCGCGCGAGGUCCUCGAUCUCAUCGUCGAGUCGGCCAACGGGGACAUUCGGAGCGCGAUCAUGGCGCUCCAGUUUGCGUGCCUCGUCGAGCUCCCUGGGUCUUCUUCCUCCGCUGCUACGGGCGGCUCGUCGAGGAAGGGCCCGAACAAGGGCGGGACUGGCAACGCGGCGGCAAAAGCAGCAGGGGGAGGGACGUCGGCGCGCGCGGUGCUGGAGGCGGUGACGCGCCGCGAGCAGAGUUUGGUGUUGUUCCAUUUGAUGGGGAAGGUGUUGUACAAUAAACGCAAAGGCGACCCUCCAUCCUCGCAUCUCUCCGCUAAAGACGCGUCCAAGGAGCGUGCAUUAGAUGCUGCGCUCCCGGACGAGCCAGCGCUCCCGUCGUGGCUCGUGGAGGAGCACGGGAGACGGCGGAGCCGCGUGGAUGUCGAGCAGCUCGCGGCGGACGCGCCGAUCGACGCGGGGAUGUUGGCGCUGUACGUGCACCAGAACUACACGCUGUUCUGCGACGAUGUUGACCAGUGCGGGGCGGUGCUCGAGGGGCUGAGCUGGGGGGAUUGGGUCGGCGGGAGCUUCCCCUCGAAUCCAUACGCGUUCCCCACCGUCGCGCGCUCGACGCUGCACGCGCUCCCGUCGCCUGUGACGAGGCGCGGGCAGAAGGUGUGCAAGCCCGCGUGGUUCGCCGCGCGCACGGCCGAGCUCGACGCCGCGGCGGGCGUCGGAGACGUCGUUUCGUGGCUCGCACGGCGUCGGAAUCCAGGCACAUCAGCAUCGUCUUUGCUAUCGUCCUCUUCUUCUUCUGGGCCAAACGCAGAAGCAGAGACAGAGGACGAACGGGGCGACGGCAGCACCGGCGGCUGGGGCCGCUGGGCGUGCGCCGAGGUCGCGACGGAGCUCGGCGGGUGGCUCGGUGCCGCGGAGCGCUGCUUCUCGGCGUCUCAGUCCGCCGCGAGGGGGGAUAUGAAGCUGCCGAGGACCCAUAGACUCUUCUCGUCGCUCCCGUGGACGGAGGGUGGGCUUGGCGGAGAGAUGCUCGGCGAGGAUGAGGAUGGGGUGGACCAGGCGUUUGAGGAGGACGAGGGGACGGGGUGGCUGGGUGCAGGUCUGGACGAGGAAGAAGAGACGAAGGGCUGGUUGGACGACGAUGAUAUAGAGGAGGAGGAGACGUAG
Molecule: messenger RNA, 2705 nt
Organism: Coniophora puteana RWD-64-598 SS2
Lineage: Eukaryota; Fungi; Basidiomycota; Agaricomycetes; Boletales; Coniophoraceae
Exons: 7
Coding region: 63-2705 (880 amino acids)
Biological process (GO): DNA repair; DNA damage checkpoint signaling; mitotic DNA replication checkpoint signaling
Molecular function (GO): chromatin binding
Source: RefSeq, a predicted model, not a curated record